AUAUGUGCAUUGGUAUAUCCUCACUCUCGCUUCUCCUUGCGGUCCUUACCUUCAGUAAGGACUUUGGUGAAGUAUCAGCGACAUCGACUGCGGCUGUGGGUACUAGCACUCCAAGUACCACUAUUACUACUACUUCACCCUCAGAUUCUGCUGUCCCCACAGCCGCUACAACUCCAACUAGUUUCCCUCCAGUUGGCUCUAUUCCCCGUGACUAUUCGCCCGAAGGUCUCGAAAGACUCUGGGAUGUGGUGGGACCAGUAGAGCCCCCACCGUUCACUACGACUCGAGUUCCCACUGCAUCCGUUACGUUACCUCCCUCUCCCCCACCUUUGUAUCCAUCAUUCUAUGCCCCCGCUCCGAAAGACGUCCUUCCCGGCUUGAAGUUCCCAAAAGGGUUCGCAUUCGGUGUCGACACCGCCGCGUAUCAGGUCGAAGGGGCGACCAAGAAUGAGGGCAAGGGUCCAACAAUGUGGGAUUGGGCAUCGAGGCAACCGAACGCGAUCGCUGAUAAUACCACAGCGGACGUUGUCGACCUUCAAUACUUCUUGUACAAAGAAGAUAUCGAGCGAUCUGCUGCACUCGGAGUCAAAGCUCAUUCAUUCUCCAUAUCGUGGGCGAGGAUAUACCCUUUCGGUGCAGCGGACUCGCCCCUCAACCCUGCCGGUAUAGCGCACUAUUCUGACGUGAUUGAUUAUCAUUUGGCUCAUGGAGUCGAGCCUGUCGUAACGUUAUUCCACUGGGACCUCCCCCUCGCUCUCCAAUCUUUUUACGGUGGUUUCACAUCCCCGAAUAUCGUGGACGAUUUCGUUAACUAUGCCAAAACCAUCUUCCAAGCAUACAAUGGACGUGUCAAGACAUGGUAUACUUUCAAUGAACCCCGCGUUUAUUGCGGUCAAGUUGGCUCUUACCCCUUCAAUACAACGCUCGCUCCAGGCGUCAAUGCAUCAAUGGCCCCAUACCAGUGUUCGUAUAAUCUGCUGAAAGCACAUGCUGCAGCCGUGAAAGCAUUCCGAGAGAUGGGCAUAUCCGGGGAAAUUGCUCUCAAGAACGACGAUUACAUAGGUACUCCAUGGAGAAGUAAUUCUUCCGAGGACGCACUCGCUGUCGAACGUCAUGCAGCAUUUCAAAUUGGUGUCUUUUCCGACCCGAUAUACACUACCGGUGACUGGCCUGAGAUCUUAACCGACACACUGUCCCCCGAAUAUCUCCCACGCUUUACGGAAGAAGAAAAGAAAGAUAUUCUAGGUUCAGCGGACUUCUACGCCAUCGAUUGCUACCGUUCGCAGUUCAUUCGAGCGCCGCCAGAAGGUAUCGAUGCUUGCGUUGCCAAUACUUCGCACCCACUAUGGCCAGUCUGCAACGACCCGGUGUUUUAUGACUCUGGGUAUGGCUGGGCUGCAGGGCCCUCUGCAGAUCCGUUGGCAUCCUGGCUUCAGGCAACUCCAGUAAAUGUCCGUGCUUUGCUACAGGAAGUUCAUAAGCGAUGGCCCACGAAUAAACUCUAUGUUUCCGAGAUUGGGUUUGCGGAACCUUUCGAAAACGAGUGGACUGAUCUGUAUCGCAUCAAGGAAGACCUUUCUCGAACAAACUACUUCCUCACGUAUCUCGGUGAAAUCCUGUUGUCGAUUCAGGAAGACGGUGUUCCUAUCAAAGGUGUUUUUGCUUGGGCCAUGGUUGACAAUGCGGAAUGGGCCAGUGGCCUAUCUGCUCGGUUCGGAAUUCAAUACGUCAACUACACGACACUGGAGCGAACAUUCAAGCGAUCAGCGUUGUCUCUGUCCGAAUUCUUUGACUCGCACCUUCAAGACUAAAUAGUCACCUUUCGAGCAGAAGACCUUCAUGGCUGUGUUCGCGUACCUGUUUCCACUUGUUCUACUAUAAUAUGACUAUUAUGCACUGCUCAAACACAUACUAGACACAUGUAAAGUCAUCCCUGACGUGACGAAUGGCUACAUUAUACUAUUAACAUAGGCGUGGUGCCUAU
This is a messenger RNA of Desarmillaria tabescens, 1984 nucleotides long. Its product is annotated as glycoside hydrolase superfamily. The record is from RefSeq and is a predicted model, not a curated record. Gene Ontology annotation, biological process: carbohydrate metabolic process. The annotation marks the transcript as partial. The transcript has 17 exons. NCBI's taxonomy places the organism in Eukaryota, Fungi, Basidiomycota, Agaricomycetes, Agaricales, Physalacriaceae. Gene Ontology annotation, molecular function: beta-glucosidase activity.